Molecule: messenger RNA, 1012 nt
Organism: Eucalyptus grandis
Lineage: Eukaryota; Viridiplantae; Streptophyta; Magnoliopsida; Myrtales; Myrtaceae
Exons: 6
Coding region: 275-991 (238 amino acids)
Source: RefSeq, a predicted model, not a curated record
AUGUCCUUGGAGAUUGACAUUUUCCUGUCAUGUAGAAUGGCAGGUUUUGUACACAACACAAGUAACUCAAAAGGCCAAGAAAUACCAUGAUGGUUUUCUGCAGCUUGAAGUUCACGGAUCCCUAGGGAGGCAGGUCACACUGUAUGAUGCUAGUAGGAAAAUCUUGGUGAAUAAAUUUCUUAGGAGAGAUGAAGUGCUGGGAACUGGAAAAUCUCUGGUGUUCGAUUCUCACUUGGUUGAUAUUGGGGAGCAUGUGGUAAAAGAAAAGGGGCCAAUGGGUUUGAAUGAUCGUGAAACAUGUCGCGCUGCCGGAGAAAUGAGGACAGGCCGUGAGGAGGUGGAUGGUGCUAAAGUUGAUCAAUCAAUCCUGGGAGUACCCUGGCAUAAACAUGGAGACAAAACUUCGGGGAAGGUUCAUCCAGUGAGAGAUUCGGAUUCAAACAGUGGAAUAUCUGGUAUGAAAAGGACAGAUUGCAUCAGGAGAGUUUCCGAGACCAAGCCUCUACGUGAUGCCUGUCAAAUACUAUCUGUACUCCGAAAACCAUUAGAUCAAGUUGCCAUUGCUGAAAAUUCAAAUGAAAGGAAGGCAACUUUUGCUUCCCUAACGAAGGAGCUUCAGGAUCUGGAUAAGUUUUGUGAUGGAGCUCAAAGACAAAGAGCACCAGCUGCUGAGCUGGCUUCGGUAGAGAAUGUGGACACUGGAAAUCUGACUGAUACUACCAACAAUGAAAAGUUACCUGGUCUAAUGAAGUCUAAAGAAUUAGCCUCUGAAUUCAAUGAAUCUUACUUGAUGGGCGACUUUGCAAUUGGCAACUCACAGCCUUCUCAUGGGCAAGCUGACCCCAAGUGCUGCCGCGAUAAUCUUGUUUCUGAAGCAUCGCUUUCACAUGGUUCUCACAGCGAUGCUAGUGAUAAAAGAAUGGACCCUGAAGGAUAUAGAGAUCCAUUGGAAGUGAAGGCUGAGUGUCCCAGUUUUGAUCUUGGAUUUUGAACCAUAUCCAUUGCUCAAUCA